This is a messenger RNA of Dacryopinax primogenitus, 966 nucleotides long. RefSeq names its product Thioesterase/thiol ester dehydrase-isomerase. The coding region runs from base 1 to 879 and encodes 292 amino acids. The record is from RefSeq and is a predicted model, not a curated record. Lineage: Eukaryota; Fungi; Basidiomycota; Dacrymycetes; Dacrymycetales; Dacrymycetaceae. The transcript has 4 exons. Gene Ontology annotation, molecular function: fatty acyl-CoA hydrolase activity.
AUGGCGUUUAACUUGUCUAAUCGAUGUGUACAUCACUUUGGGCGAGCAAUCACAGGGGUACACCGACAGUUCUCCUAUUCAGUAUUACGAUCGACGGACAAGGAUCACAAGUUGCACAAGCUGUACCAAUCGUUUAGCGAUCCUACCACACCAUAUUACAUGGGACCGGGCGAAGUGGGACCGAGUGACCCAAACGAUCCUCCGAUCGAGUCAAUGACAUAUCAGGAGUAUAAAGAAGCCUCUGCCCCCCAUGGCCGCAAGAAGGAGAAGCCACCUGCGGAUACAGCUCCAAUCGGGAAGGCUCACGCAGACCAGGCCCCUCCCCAACUUCCACCGGGGACACGACCGCUUUCUGAGGAGGAAAGACAUAGCUUGAUAAAUGGACAGAUGGCGGGAUCUGCGGCUGCGGUGCUGCAUCUUAAGGAAGAGGGAUUUGAUCUGGAUACUGCCUGGGAGCAGUCUGUUGCAUGGGGCGAUCUGGAUAGCUUCAGGCAUCUCAACAACGUCAAGUACAUUAAAUACUUCGAGUCGGGCCGCAUGCGACUUACCCAGCGAUUAGGCGAGCAGAUUGGUGGCACGAAGUUGGCAAGAGACAUGAUGGAGGCUCGGGGAGUAAGCAUAAUUCUUAAGAGCAUUGAUGUGAAGUUCAAACGUCCCGUGACAUACCCCGAUACCUUGCUAAUUGCUCACAAGCCGCAUUCCUUUGCACCUACCCAAUUCACCCUCUCGUGCAUCGCCUAUUCAUUCACACAGAGCGCCCCCGUCUGCACAGCUGAGGCUGUCUGCGUCUGGUACGACUACGACGUAUGGAAGAAGUGUAUCCCACCGCCGGAACUUUACGAUGCACUCCGGACAAGGGCGCCGAAGGAGCGGGAUUGAAUGACGACAGGGAGGUGAACGAGCACAGGUUGAAGAUAGAGGACAUCUAGCCGAGCUGCGAAAAUCGAUGAUGGAGAACGAAAGGAC